Oryzias latipes (Japanese medaka) is the source of this 996-nucleotide messenger RNA. The record is from RefSeq and is a predicted model, not a curated record. Lineage: Eukaryota; Metazoa; Chordata; Actinopteri; Beloniformes; Adrianichthyidae.
AGUUUGAGAAGGCUUUGUGGAGGGAAGCAGAAUUUCAGUUGUAAUUGUUUUUGUUUUAUUUUUUUUAUUUGUUUUAGGAGAACUGGAGAAUAUAGUUUUUGUUUUAGUUAUACAGUCCCCCACUCCUACUCGGACUCCAACACAGUAGGUGGCGGUAUUGCACCGUGCCAUUGGCGCCUUCCGCGAUUGAAACCACAAGAAGAAGAAGAAGAAACUAGCUUGUCAUCCCUGAGUUCCAACUCCAUCCUGCUCCAUGACUUAGCUCGAACCAGCACAUUUCAACUAAAAAAUAGCUCUAAAUCUGCCACCAUGACGGAUCCAAGAAUAAGACAAAUCAAAAUCAAAACGGGCGUCGUUAAGAGACUGGCGAAGGAAAAGGUGUCUUACAUCUCCGAGGAGAAGCAGCAACAAGCAAAGAUUGAGCGUAUGAAAGCAGAGGACGGAGACGUCUACGUCAUCAAGAAGCAGAUGGAGGUUCUGCAGGAGUGCAAAAUGAUGAUUCCAGACUGUCACCGCCGUCUGGCCAUCGCACACGCAGACCUGCUUCAGCUGCUCGAAGCAGAGGAGGAUCUGGCGGAGUCAGAGGAGUACAAAGAGGCCAGGACGAUGCUGGACUCUGUGAAGCUCGACGAAUGACGCGUUCCCACUCUGUCGCCUACAACGUCCAUUCCAUUCGUCAAGGCCUUUCCCGGUGGAACCGUGAAGCCCAGCCCAGCUCACUCUUCGUUUCUGCUCUGUUGUAAUUAUUUCUGCUUUGUGAAAACCACUAGAACACGGUGAAAAAUGUUGACUAUACACUGAAAAAACCUGGACUUCUUUUUGUUUUGUUUUUUAUUUCAAUGAUUCCUAACGAUGUACGGUGGUAAAAUCCAGUUUUAAACGUUUGUAAGGACACGUCGUGUCCCCAAAUUGAUGCAUCAGCUGAGUGUGUUUCUCUGCUGCCGUUUACAGCUGUGAUCCUGAUGCCUUCAAUAAAGAUGAGAGCUCUUUGGGGAA